ACUUCCAAAUUCACAAUGGAGACCGUCAAGCAAGCCGCCAACUACGUCGCUGAGACCGUCCAGGGAACUGGAGCUGAGGCUUCCAAGGAGGCCAACAAGAGCGUCGCUAAGAACAGCGAUGCCAACGUCUCCACCCGCGCCAGCGCUGCCAAGGAUGCUCUCGUCGACAAGAAGGACGAGCUUUCCCACAACACCAAGGCUGAUGUCCACAAGGGUAAGCUGAAACCAUUGAACAAAGCUGGUUAGAGAAUAGUACUAACAAUGUUGCAGAGGC
Molecule: messenger RNA, 274 nt
Organism: Penicillium crustosum
Lineage: Eukaryota; Fungi; Ascomycota; Eurotiomycetes; Eurotiales; Aspergillaceae
Product: Glucose-repressible protein Grg1
Exons: 2
Coding region: 16-246 (76 amino acids)
Source: RefSeq, a predicted model, not a curated record